AAUCGUCUGAAGUGAGAGUGUGUUGCAUUACCCUCAACUUUGAUCGGAAAUUUGACAGACAACGCUGCUGGAGACAUAGAAGAACAGGGUGCAUCCCACAAACGAUAAAGCUUAAAGUGGAGGUCGCGAUGACACUGAUUAGGACUCCKGGGAUGGUAAUUGUCUUGGCAAUUGCCACGAUCAUGGGUUUCCAAUUCUUAACAUGURUCAAAGAGACCAGCUACUUCGACGUUGGUACGUCCGAUAUGGUUUAUGAAGCGAUACCCGCCGGGCUUGCGAACGUCAACGACAAGGGCCACGAUGGCUUUGUGGYUGACUACAACAAGGACGAUACUGCCGGGCCGUUGAAUCCAGCUCAGAUCACGCAUGUAUACCAUGUUGGACGCAGAAAGAGAUACGGCCGGAGCAACAAUCAAAUCAUUACGAUCCUUCACGCAGUGGACAUGGCACUCGACGAGCACGGAGAUCCACCAAACAAUCGCGCCGUGAUUGCACUCAGCACUUGGGCAUUCAAAGUUCUGAAAACCAUAUUUUACAACGGACUUGACGGUGAGUCCGAAGCCGAAGCUGACCAAAAAUUCGCCCUAGAACUGGAACAACUUCGCCCGGUAAUGCUCGUGCACUCCGACCGACUCGAAGCACUCGGACUCACCGACUCRCACAACAAAACACAGGUCAAUCUUAAGACCMAAAACUAUUACGUUUACACGGGCAAAGAGCACGAAAACAGCAGCUUGAAGGCACAGAUCGUGGAACGGCGGAGGCGGAUGYUAUGGGGCCAGCUAUUGGUGAAACACGGUGUUGCCGACAAAAAUCUCGUAUUGUCCAACGCCGUCAGAGACGUCGUCGAAAAACGGUCGCGUAUCUACGGUGACGGCAGUAGCGGCUCUAGAUACGCAACCAUUCAUUCUCGUUGGUUGGAAGGUGAAUGCGAGAGGCGUGUUGGCAACAUUCUACCAGCGGAAGACGAGUGCUGGAUGACUCCAUCCUACAUCAAGGCAAUCAUGGGAGGGACUAUUGACAUGCCUAUUGUCUUCAUAGGAGAUGGCCAAAAGUUAGAAGUUUUAGAAAAUCUGAAAAAAGACCCAGAUAUCGGUCCGGCUCUGAUUGUAGCGGGUGAAAUCACGCUUCCUGAUGGUGUGGAAGCUCCAUGGUGGACUCAGCCUUGGAAUGAUAUGAUGGUUGCCAUCAUGGGCGACAUAUUCAUUGGCACACGAGUGAGCACCUUCGCUACCAUGACGGGACUUUCGAGGGUGAUGAGGGGAGCCGAUCCUGGAAGCAAUUACAUCUAUGCGAGACGAUCCAACUCCACGGAACAAAUCGGCAACAAGCAGACACAAGUGGAAGUUGUCGAGGUUUGCAAAGAGUGCUUGUUUUAUUGUAAUCAAAAGCAGAGCAAUUUCUGUGGCAAUGAAGUAAUUUUUAGUUAAGGGUUCUAGCGCAAUAGAUCAACCUUCGACAU
Pseudo-nitzschia multistriata is the source of this 1462-nucleotide messenger RNA. NCBI's taxonomy places the organism in Eukaryota, Bacillariophyta, Bacillariophyceae, Bacillariales, Bacillariaceae. The record is from the annotation of a GenBank genome assembly.